UCAUUAGCCGGAUGCAAAGCGGUUCGAGUUGUUUUACUAGUCAGUAUUUAUAUAUAUAUUCAUCAUGUCGGCGAUCGAGAAUGAGACGCAGUGGCUGCGUGCAACGAUUCUCCCAGAGAUUCUGAAAAACGGGCGACUGGUGGACAACUACAGCGAUUCCAAGGCGGAUACCUUCCUUGUGGGGGACAUCGAUAUAGACGUGAUCGGACCAUCAGAGGCCUUUAUGCUCACCUUCUGCUACCGGACUACAAUCAACUUUGAGUACGACGGAGAGAAGUUCCAACGAAAAAUGGUCGUUAAGAAAACUCCUAUGAUGCCACCAGAUGUGUAUGAGGCCGUUCAGUUUGGGGCUCUUUUCAGCAAUGAGAUAAACUUCUACACGGAAGUGCUACCAGAGUUACAGAAGUUGGCUGGAGGAAAGUUUGCCGCCCCUAAGUAUUAUUACAGUGAGUUGAAUCCGUACUCGGCCGUGAUCAUUCUGGAGAAUUUUGCGGAGCAGGGAUGGCGGGUGACCAAGGAUCUGGUGGGUCUGAGCCUGGAACAUGCAUUGAUUGCCGUAGCAUAUCUGGGCAAAUUUCAUGGCUUUGCCUAUGCCAUGAAGCACAAGAAUCCGCAGAAGUUCGCCAAGCUGACUGAAGGUAUUAAGGAAUCGCGCUACGCCUCCGAAGUGGUUCAUCCGGAGUUUGAGCUCCAAAUGAAGACGUGCAACAAGCGGAUAGCAAAGGCGGUGGCCACCUAUCAGCCCCAGAUUGACGAGGAGUUUGUGAAGAAGCUUUGUUUUCUGAUCGCGGAUUACAGGCUAUAUGGCAUGCAACGAGUGGCGCCCCGGGAACCACUGGCCACCCUCUGUCAUGGCGAUUAUCUGAGAAACAACGUGGCAUACAAAUAUAAUGACAAGGAGGAGCCGCAGGAGAUCAUGAUGUUCGACUACCAGACGCUGCGUGUCUCCUCUCCCAUGAUCGAUCUCUCUGUAUUUCUGGCUUUAUCCAUUUAUGCCGAGGUACGAGAUGCCCACUUUGAAGCCAUCUUCGCUGAAUACUGCUUGGCCCUACAUGAGAGCUAUAAGAAGCACGCACAGGUGGAUGUUCCAGCGGCCAUGAGUCGUGGAGAGCUUCUGAAGGAGUAUACGCGAUUCCUGCCGUACAGCCUGGCCAUAUGUGCCUCUUUCCUCAUGACUUUGGUGGAGCCAUUAAAUAUGUCGCCACAGGAGAUGUUUGCCAGGCAAAUGACGGAUGAGGAGAUCAUAGAUCAAUCAAUGAAGCAGGGCGGGGAUGUAGUGGAUAAGGAGAUUGCCCACCAGGUCAAGGAAUUGCUGGAACUGAGCCAAGCGACUGGGGUCUCCAUUGACGACGGAAUAGAUUUGGAAAAGUUGCCCAAAGUGUAAUCUUAUCCGUAUUCAAACGUAAAGAAUAAAACGAAUUUGUAUUGACCUUA
Drosophila rhopaloa is the source of this 1434-nucleotide messenger RNA. RefSeq lists its product as uncharacterized. The transcript is spliced from 3 exons. The coding region runs from base 65 to 1384 and encodes 439 amino acids. The record is from RefSeq and is a predicted model, not a curated record. NCBI's taxonomy places the organism in Eukaryota, Metazoa, Arthropoda, Insecta, Diptera, Drosophilidae.